GCCCCUCCCCCACUCAUGUUCUGAGUCUCUCUCUCUGUUAUUAAAUAAAUAUUAAGAAAAAAAAUAAGUGUAAAUGAAUAUGAAUCCUUGCAGUCAGGCAGUUUGGAAACACGUACCAACAAUUUUAAAUUAUUCAUUCCUUUUUACCUAGUAAUUCUACUUCCAGGAAUCCACCCUAAGAAAACCACCAAGCUGAAUCGUUUUGUUUUCUGCUGCACAUGAGACAUUAUAGCAAGUCCAUUGCGGUGUUGGGCUGCCGUUGCGUCAUAAUGUACGUUUAGUAUGUGGCAUGACAGUGGGUGCCAGUUCAUAAUAAAACGCUAAACGAAAAUAAGUACAAAAAAAUACCUAUAUGAUAUGUACAUACGCAUCGUUAACAGACCGUGAUUUCUGUGGGUGGUGGGAUUGUGAUUUUCUCGUCGUCUUUUCCUCAGUUUUUAUAAUCAGCACUUAUUAAUUUUAUAAUCAGAAACAAAACCUCGGUGUCUUCCGGGUUGCGUGUGUGGUUGAUGCUGUUUCCAUCGCGCUUGGGGCGGCAGGGAUCCCGCCGCCGGAUCUCCUGAAGAAGUACGGCCUAGCCCCCCAGGGCCAGGGACGCUAGGGGCCCUGGAGCUGGCGGUUACUAAGUCGAGAAGUGGCGCCGCCCCUCGGAGGCUUGGUCCCGCCCCAGAGCGCAAGGUGGAGAGACCUCCGGAAGGUGGCACGGGUGGGGGCAGCCCUCGCCAACAAGUGUCACCAUGCAGUCAGCGAAGAAAUUCUCCUGCAAGGUUUCCUGUGGUAGUUUAUCGUCCCAGCAGUCCAGGGCCUCCUGCCUGGACCAGGACUCCGCUUUCUCACUCAACUCCCCGCUUCCGACCCUCCACUGGCCCUCCAUCUCUAACCCGGAUGAGUGGGGCCAGAAGGCUUUAGGGAGCUACUACGAGUUGUUUGCGGCGGCGCUGGGCAACCUAAAAUGGUUGCGGUUCUGUCUGAGUCAGCACCGUGAGGAAAUCCCAGCAGAUGACAAGGGUUUCACUGCCAUCCACUUCGCAGCCCAGAGUGGCAAGCUUGCAUGCCUGCAGGUCUUGGUAGAGGAGUACAAGUUUCCCGUAGACCUGCCCACCAACAAUGGCCAGACACCCUUGCACCUGGUCAUCCAUGGGGACAACAAGACCAUGACACUCCCCUGCAUUCACUAUCUGCUUCAGCAAGGGGCGGCCCUCAACACUCAGACUAGCAAUGGCUCCACACCCCUCCACCUGGCGGCCUGCCGGGGCCUGCUGAACUGCGUGAAGGUCCUGGUGCAAAAUGGUGCCGAUGUCCAUGCCCGAGAUGCCAUGGGCUGCAAACCCAUCGACUACUGCAAAAUAUGGACCCACCGUGACUGUGCCAGGUUCUUGAAAGAUGCCAUGUGGAAACGGGACAAGAAGGACUUUGCUUGUGAGAUGGGGAAACUGAAGAGGCUCAAGGACCAGCUGGCCCUCAUGGAACAGGACUACCUGACUGAGUACCAAAAAGAGCACCAAAUUCUGAGGGAAGCUGAUUUCAAGAGGUGGCUCCAGGGCAAGCAGCUGCCCCGGGGCCGAUCGCUGACCCAGAGCGCCAAUCUCGAGCCCUGUGCCCCACGCCAGGCUAUUGCCCUCUCCAAAGCGGCCAAGCAGCAGGGAUUGAGGCCUCUCAAGAACUUCUACCCCUCCCCGGAGGCGUGCCUGCGACUGACACCGCAGCCCAAGCUGCAGCCCUUGAGGACACGCACGUCCACCUACACGCAGCCCAAGGUCAAGCGGCCCAAGUCAUGGAACGUCAGCAACAACCCUGCCAGACCCCCCAUCACCCAGAUCAGCACUCCACAGGGCAUCCGCCUGGGCGUGCACCCAGACCCGGGCUCAGAGCACGACUUCUGCGGCUUCCUCGAGGUGCGGUCCAACAGGCGUGGUAGUGCCCAACUGCGCACAGUGGCCGGCGACUGGGUGGCACCUGUGCCCCAGCUGCCUUUCGAGGUGAUAGUCCAAGAACUGUACCCUUCAGCGCGGCCAUGCAGGAUGAAAGUGCCCCAGGGCUUUUGCUCUGUCGGCAUGAAGGAUGUGCCCCAGAAGCGGCACUUGGGUGAUGACAACUUCUGGACUGACACUCUGGCCAUGAACCUGCGUGAGACAUUUGAUGACACCUUCCUGGCAGCUGUGAGAGCCCACCAAGGGCUCCCCUCUCUGCCUGCCCCCACAAGCCCCCCAUAAACUUACUUUACUAGGCUCUCAACCUGAGGCAACCCAA
This is a messenger RNA of Suricata suricatta (meerkat), 2250 nucleotides long. RefSeq names its product ankyrin repeat domain 53 (gene ANKRD53). Gene Ontology annotation, cellular component: spindle pole. NCBI's taxonomy places the organism in Eukaryota, Metazoa, Chordata, Mammalia, Carnivora, Herpestidae. Gene Ontology annotation, biological process: regulation of mitotic cytokinesis; positive regulation of microtubule polymerization; mitotic metaphase chromosome alignment. The transcript is spliced from 6 exons. The coding region runs from base 738 to 2213 and encodes 491 amino acids. The record is from RefSeq and is a predicted model, not a curated record. Gene Ontology annotation, molecular function: protein binding.